Messenger RNA from Mus caroli (Ryukyu mouse), 1128 nucleotides. RefSeq names its product tubulin--tyrosine ligase-like. Lineage: Eukaryota; Metazoa; Chordata; Mammalia; Rodentia; Muridae. Gene Ontology annotation, biological process: microtubule cytoskeleton organization; protein modification process. The record is from RefSeq and is a predicted model, not a curated record. Gene Ontology annotation, molecular function: tubulin-tyrosine ligase activity. Gene Ontology annotation, cellular component: spindle microtubule.
AUGUACACCUUCGUGGUGCGCGACGAGAAUAGCAGCGUCUACGUCGAGGUCUCCCGGCUGCUGCUGGCCACCGGCUACUGGAAGAGGCUAGACAACCCCAGGUUCAACCUGAUGCUGGGGGAGAGGAACCGACUGCCCUUCGGGAGACUAGGUCUCGAGCCUGGGCUGGCACAGCUGGUGAAUUACUACCGGGGAGCAGACAAACUGUGCCGCGAAGCUUCCUUAGUAAAGCUAGUCAAGACCAGUCCGGAACUGUCUGAGUCCUGCUCAUGGUUCCCCGAGUCGUAUGUGAUUUAUCCAACUAACCUCAAGACGCCAGUCGCUCUGGCGCAGAAUGGCAUCCAACUUCCGGUCAGUAACUCCAGGACAGAUGAGAGAGAAUUCUUCUUGGCUUCUUAUAACAGAAAGAAAGAGGACGGGGAGGGCAACGUUUGGAUUGCAAAGUCAUCAGCUGGUGCCAAAGGUGAGGGCAUCCUCAUCUCCUCCGAGGCAUCGGAGCUCCUGGAUUUCAUCAACAGCCAGGGCCAAGUGCACGUGAUCCAGAAAUACCUCGAGCGCCCUCUGCUCCUCGAGCCCGGCCACCGCAAGUUUGACAUUCGAAGCUGGGUCCUGGUUGACCAUCAGUAUAACAUCUACCUCUAUAGAGAGGGUGUGCUUCGAACUGCUUCAGAACCAUAUCAUGUUGAUAAUUUCCAAGAUAAGACCUGCCAUCUGACCAAUCACUGCAUUCAGAAAGAGUACUCAAAGAACUAUGGGAAAUACGAAGAAGGGAAUGAAAUGUUCUUCGAAGAGUUCAAUCAGUACCUAACAAGCGCUCUGAACAUUACCUUAGAAAGUAGCAUUUUGCUGCAAAUCAAACACAUAAUAAGGAGCUGCCUCAUGAGUGUGGAGCCCGCCAUCAGCACCAAGCACCUCCCUUACCAGAGCUUCCAUCUCCUUGGCUUUGACUUCAUGGUGGACGAGGAGCUGAAGGUCUGGCUCAUUGAAGUCAACGGUGCCCCAGCGUGUGCCCAGAAACUCUAUGCAGAACUGUGCCAGGGCAUCGUGGACAUAGCCAUAUCCAGUGUCUUCCCACCCCCGGACACAGAGCAGGUGCCGCAGCAUCCGGCUGCGUUCAUCAAGCUGUGA